This is a messenger RNA of Ostrea edulis (European flat oyster), 620 nucleotides long. RefSeq lists its product as uncharacterized. The record is from RefSeq and is a predicted model, not a curated record. The coding region runs from base 156 to 596 and encodes 146 amino acids. Lineage: Eukaryota; Metazoa; Mollusca; Bivalvia; Ostreida; Ostreidae. The transcript is spliced from 4 exons.
CUCCACGCGGUGAUUAUUUAAAUCGCUGAUAUUCUGUAAAUCCUGCCCCUUCAGCUGAGACCAUCUGUCGACAGCGUUUAAUAAAAGCCGUGAUUUCUGAUGAUCCCCAUAUUUCUGGAACAUCGUGUCAUAGCCGUAUAAACCUGCUAACCACAAUGAAGGUUUGGAUAUCAGUUUUGGCCACUUGCCUGAUUUUAUUGUGCCACGGUUUGAUAACGGUAAGAACUUUGGAACAUGAAAAAUUCCAUGACUGCAGUACCUACUCAAAUGAGGAAGACAUCCCAAAGGAAAAUGCUUACUGCACCCAGGAUAGGAACGGUCUGUAUUACUGCAAGACCUGGCAGUGUGACCCCCCAAACUGUCCUGCAGACCAGCAAGUCGCCCAGGAGCGGGAUACUUGCCCCAUCUGUCCAGAUACAUGUACCGACGGGGGACGGAUAUUCAAUGUAGAUGAGGGUUUCAAAUGCGUUGAUGGAGCUAACAGGUGUCGUUGUAUUGGUACUGGAGUAGUCGUUUCCACCCGGAUGGGGACCAACAAAUACUCCUUAUGUGGCGCUCCUCUCCCAGAAUUACCAAGACUGGAUAAGUCGCAGUAAUUGAAUAAAAAUUUGAAUUUCAAA